Mollisia scopiformis is the source of this 720-nucleotide messenger RNA. RefSeq lists its product as uncharacterized. Bases 1 to 720 code for a protein of 239 amino acids. The transcript has 4 exons. The record is from RefSeq and is a predicted model, not a curated record. NCBI's taxonomy places the organism in Eukaryota, Fungi, Ascomycota, Leotiomycetes, Helotiales, Mollisiaceae.
AUGACGGUCUCCUCGUCGUGGCGGCACCGAGCGAACACACACCAAGCUACCUCCCCCCAACAGUGGCUUGCCAGACAUCGUCAAAGUCCACUUCCGCUUCGACUAUCUCCCAGCUCCGCCCGGAAUUGGAUAACAAUUGAUAUCAGGGAGGAUGGAGCAGACGAGAUUAAGAGCCACAAAUACUUCUGUGGUGUCGAUUUCGACAGCUUCGCGGAAUCCUCCCUAACGCCAGGAACAACACUAAGAACAAGAGGGUCUGAAGAUGGUGACGAGGACGCCGCGGAUGUUGAUCCUGCUACAAAUCAGACGACGACCGCUCCCGAGCCCGAACCAGAACCACCGCAAGUCCCCCCUCGUCUCCCCUUCAAGCCCCCGGGUCCGAGUGAGGCCCCCGAUUCAACAGCUCCGUCUCCUCAGCCAGCUCCACCACCCCUGCCCGAGCGAACACACACCAAGCUACCUCCCCCCGAUUUUGAUCCCACCACAAGUCAGACGACGACCGUUCCCGAGCCCGAACCAGAACCAGAACCAAAACCAGAACUAGAACCAAAACCACCGCAAGUCCCCCCCCCUCCCCCCUCCUUUAUAUUCAAGCCCCCGGGUCCGAGUGAGGCCCCCGAUUCAACAGCUCCAACGCCGCGGAUCUUGAUCCUGCUACGAGCAGAGGUGAGGUUGAGGCAUGCGAUUGACCGCAAUGGUUCGUUCGCGGGGCAGAAGUGA